Menidia menidia (Atlantic silverside) is the source of this 662-nucleotide messenger RNA. Lineage: Eukaryota; Metazoa; Chordata; Actinopteri; Atheriniformes; Atherinopsidae. The record is from the annotation of a GenBank genome assembly.
AUGACUCCCGAAGAAUCAUUUAAGGCUGGCAGAGAAGGUGUGGCCCUGCAGAAAACCCUGAGCUGUGGGGAAACUGUCUGCUCUGAAGCUACUGGCUCGCCAACCCAAUCCGUAAGAAUAAUGUCCAGUGCACAAGUGCCCGUCGCAACAAUCGGCCCUCUGGGAGACAAUCCGGUUCAGAUUGCCUGUCCCAAGUGUCAUCAGACUGUCCUCUCCAAGGUGGACUACUCCUCCGGUUUGCUCACUUAUCUUUUCUGUGGAGGACUCUUCUUCUGUGGCUUUGUUUUAGGUUGCUGCCUCAUCCCGUUCUGUGUGAACCGUCUGAAAGAUGCCAAGCACACCUGCCCCACCUGCAAGAGCGUACUGGGGGUGUAUAAACGCUUAUAGCUGAUUCUGAAGCAGCACUAGAAUGAUCUGUUUGUGGAGCUGGAAACAACUAAAUCUUUUUAAAAAGCAGUGUGUCUGAAAAUCAAACCUGUACGUUCAACUUUGUCAUACAUUAUAGUUUCUAAGGUAAUGCCUUUCCUUUGAGAAAUUAACUUUUUUUAAAACAUUUUUUUACAUUUUACAUAAACUGAUUCAUAGAAAAACUAAAAGGAAAGAUCUAUUGAAUCUAUAUUAUAUCAAUGAAUCAAUAAAUCAGACUGACUGAAAUAGAUAUA